Quercus lobata is the source of this 1740-nucleotide messenger RNA. RefSeq names its product disease resistance-like protein DSC1. Gene Ontology annotation, molecular function: ADP binding. The record is from RefSeq and is a predicted model, not a curated record. Bases 1 to 1740 code for a protein of 579 amino acids. Gene Ontology annotation, biological process: defense response. NCBI's taxonomy places the organism in Eukaryota, Viridiplantae, Streptophyta, Magnoliopsida, Fagales, Fagaceae. The transcript is spliced from 5 exons.
AUGUCCAUAUUUCCUACACCUAAUGCAAGCAAUAGCCGCGAUGAAUCUGAACUUGUCCAAACCAUUGUUGAAGAUAUCUCGAAGUUUGAUUUAAAUCAGAUGCCAUUACUUGUUGCUGAAGAUGUAGUUGGAAUAAAUUCUCGCGUAGAGGAUGUUCUAAAAUCUUCAAAUAUUGAAUCAAAUGAUGAUAUUAGCAUUGUAGGGAUUUAUGGCCUUGGUGGAGUAGGCAAAACUACAAUUGCAAAAGCUAUUUAUGAUAGAAUUUCAUAUCGUUUCGAAGCAAAAAUUUUUCUGGAGAAUGUUAGAGAGAAUUCAAUAACAAAAGGCAUAAUCCACUUACAAGAGACACUUCUUUCUGAGAUCUCGAGGAGUAAGAAUUUGAAGGUGCAUAACAUAUAUAGUGGAACCAACAUGAUAAUUAAAAAUCUUUGCCGAAAGAGGGUUCUUAUCAUUCUUGAUGACGUGGAUAAUUUGGACCAGAUAAGAAAAUUGCUUGGAAAAUGUAAUUGGUGUUCUUCUGGAAGUAGAAUAAGUAUGACAACAAGGGAAAAAUGCUUGAUAGACACUAUUGGAAAUGGUGUCUCAACCUAUCAAGUUAAGGAAUUAGAUGAAAAUGAAUCUAUUGAACUCCUUAGCAAGCAUGCCUUUCGAAGCAACAAACCAAAUGAAGAUUAUUUGGAACUUGUGAACCAAGUUAUACACUAUGCUAAAGGCCUUCCACUAGCUCUAGUAGUAAUGGGCACUGAUUUGUAUGGAAGAACUAAACUUGAAUGGGAAAUUCUCUUAAAUAAGUAUAAAAAUAUUCUUAGUGGGGAUAUUCAAAAAAUACUACAAAUAAGUUAUGAUGGAUUAGACCAAACUGAAAAACAUAUUUUCCUUGAUAUUGCAUGUUUUUUCAAGGGAUACAGUUAUUAUGAGGUUGUAGAUAUACUAGACGCUUGUGAUUUAUACCUAGUACUUGGUAUUCAAAAACUUAUUGAUAAGUGUCUCUUGAAUGAAGGGAAAAUAUUGUGGAUGCAUGACUUGUUACAACAAAUGGGUAGGGAAAUUGUUCGACAAGAAUCAGAAGGAAACCCAGGACAACGUAGUAGACUAUGUAAUUAUGAGGAGGCUCUUGAUGUACUAACUGAAGACAUGGGAUCGGAUAAAAUUCGAGGCAUAAUGUUGCGGUCACCUGAAUCAAAAUCAACAAUGGUGCAAUUAGAGGCACAAAUAUUUCGUAAGAUGAAAAAUCUGAGAUUCCUAAUAAUUCAUAAUGUACAUUUCCUUGAGCAUGGAGGCCUUGAAUAUCUUUCCAAUGGAUUAAGAUUGCUUGAUUGGGAUACAUAUCCUUUUUCUUCAUUGCCAUCCAGUUUUUGUCCUAAAAAACUAGUUGUGCUCCGAAUGCCUCGUAACCGAAUAGAGGAACCAUUAAAGCAGAUUCGUGCACUUGAAUUCGUGACACUUAUGGACUUCAGAUGUUGUCCAUUCAUUAGGAAAACACCUGACUUAUCAAUGUGUCCAAACAUAAAGGAUUUGCUUCUUACUGGGUGUGAAAAUUUAGUUGAGAUUGAAAACUCCGUGGGGCGUUUUGAAAGGCUUUUAGUGGGGGAAGUAUAUGGGCUUCUCUUUGGCCUUCGGACCUAUCAGAGAAACUCGUACUUGAUGGCAAAUUCAUAUUUCCAAGGGAUGUGGAGAUUGAUAGACAGCCACUGUGCAAUUCUCUGGGAGGCUUUUCCAAAUAUGUUUUUCCAAGCUUGA